ACAGACAAUUCAGUAUUGACACUAGCUUUGAUUACAAAUUAUUCCCGGUUAAGAUUGUAUUUUUUAUGACCUGCCCUCUUUGCAUAAUAGAUAAACAAGAGAUACGAUAUUGUUCGUUGUGAAAAUGGAGCUUCAACACGGUGAAGAUUCCUUGUCAGAGCCUUCUUUUGCACCCAAACGAAAAACCAGUCCACGAUUUUCAAAAUGCAACGCGAUGUUAACCGUUAAGAUUGUGAUCAUUGUCCUUCUCAUCGUAGUUUCGUUCAUGGCAGGAUAUUUAGUCCGAAGAGCAAUACAUCAGGAUAAAAACAACGCCAACGCGGACAGAGAAUGUCAAUAUAAAUCACCCAAAACGCUCGACGAAACUCCUUUGCAGGAAAUGCUUUCCAACUUGUCGCCUAAGAGCAUUGAAACAACACUGAGAUACUUCACUUCAAAACCACACAUCGCUGCAUCGUCAAGAAACACUGAACUCGCCAACAACAUCAGCUCAACUUGGAAAAGCUACGGCUUCGAUACCGUUAAAACGGUCAAAUAUAACGUCCUUUUGUCUUUCCCGACCAAAAACAAAACCAAUGCUGCCUUUAUUCUUGAUGACAAGGGUGGAGUAAAGUUUGAGACUGCACAGAAGGAAGAUAUAGUUGAUCCUAGCUGCGAUUCCCCUGAUGCAACUCCACCGUUUAGCGCUUACUCGCCAACAGGACAAGAAACUGGCGAAAUUGUUUAUGCAAACUAUGGAAGUCGUGACGAUUUUGAAUAUUUACGAUCAAAGAAUAUCAACUGCACUGAUAAAAUUGUUCUGGUUCGUUAUGGCCAGGUGUUUAGAGGAGAUAAGGUUACCAAUGCUGCUAAUGGAGGUGCAAAAGCGGUCCUCAUAUUCAACGACCCAAAAGACUUUGCUCCAGUCCCCGACAAAGAUCUUUACCCUGAUGGCUGGUGGCUUCCAAGGUCUGGGGUCCAGAGAGGCUCUGUAUUACUGGGUACAGGAGACCCCCUCACUCCCAGGUACCCAGCAAAAGAGGGCGUCUAUAGAAGUAAAACAGCGGAAAUAGCUCUACCAAAGAUUCCUGCACACCCUAUAUCUGCUAGAGAUGCCGAGAGAUUUUUAAGUCUAAUGAGAGGACCCGCCGCUCCAGAUUCAUGGCAAGGAGGGAUCAACGUUACUUAUAAACUGGGACCAGGGUUCAAGAUUGCAAACUGGAGUGUCAAGGUAGUUACGAACAAUGACCACGUCAGAAAGGAUAUAGUCAAUGUUAUCGCUGUCAUCAAGGGAAGAGAGGAGCCUGAUAGGCUUGUGUUGCUAGGUAACCAUCGUGAUGCCUGGGUGUUUGGUGGAAUCGAUCCUUCAAGUGGUUCAUCUUGCAUGAUGGAGCUGUCCAAAGUCUUGAGCCAAAAAGUCAAAAAAGGCUGGAGACCACGUCGAAGUAUCGUUCUAGCUAGUUGGGGAGGUGAAGAGUAUGGUCUUCUAGGGUCUACAGAAUGGGUCGAGGAUAACAUACACACGUUAUAUUAUCGUGCAGUGGCGUACCUAAACGUUGAUUCACCAGUACGAGGUAACUACACUCUACUCAGCUGGUCCAGUCCACUGUUACAUAAUGUACUCUACGCCGCAGCUAAAAAGACUCCAGAUCCCGUAGAUAAAGAUCGUUUUGUGUACGACUCCUGGCUGGAAAGAUCGCCUUCACCAUCAGGGAAAACCCCGCGGAUCAACCCUCUUGGUUCAGGCAGUGAUUACGCCCCAUUUUUCCUGCGUACUGGCGUUCCUUCCUUCGACCUGAGAUAUAUGUUCAACACGAGGGAAAUGUACAACGUGACCACCUAUCCAACAUACCACUCUCUCUUCGACACCUUCAAUUACGUCAAGAAAUUCGUGGACCCUUUCUUCCACACUCAUUUAGCCGUAACGAAAAUGUGGUUGACAUCAGUUUACUUACUAGCCGAAAGUCCUAUAAUCCCAUUUAGUUUAGGCGACUACGUCAGCGUUAUUAAUGGCUCUGUGUUAAAACUGAAGAAAGAUUAUGGAAAACAGUUAGAUAAUCAGUCCAUUUCUCUAGAAUAUCUUUUUAAAGCUGUAGACAAAUUUAGCAGAGGAGUAAAAUAUAUGCAAACAAAGAUAGAUAACACCCAGACAAACGAUACCGAUGCUUUACGCACCAUCAACGAUAGAUUGAUGGGCCUCGAGAAAACCUUCUUGAAUCCCGAGGGACUACCUGAGAGACCCUUAUAUUGGCACAGCAUCUUUGCUCCAAGUAUCUUCAAUUCAUAUGCAAGUGCCACGUUCCCAGGCCUCAGCGACGCUCUCCAGUUAGCCAGUAGGACAGGAGAAUGGGAACUAGUUAAAACCCAGUUGUCACAUGUGAUCGUUGCUAUAGAGUGGGCGGCUCAGUUUAUGGAAUCAACGAUUUGAAUGAAGCUUACUUCAAUGUCAAACUACAUCUUCAUUUGUUUGCGAUCAUUCCAAAGAGGAUGUGGUUGCAAAAGGGGGAACGGAGUCAGUCGUUCAACUUGUCACACAGCAUUGAAAUUUAGCAUGUUAGGUUUUGCGGAGGGAGAAAGAUCAGGGGAGCUUACCAUUUAAACCAAUCCACCCGGUUGGAAAUUCAUUCGCUAAUGGAAAGAAAAGAGCGGGAACUUUCGGACUUCCGAAAAAUGGUAAACGCGUCUACUGAAAGAACCGAAAAGAGCGGGAAAAGGGGAUUACCUCAAUCGGAAGACCGAGUUUUCCGGAACUUUCCGAUCGGAAUCUGCGUUUUUUUUCGGUUGAAUGGUAAGCACCCUAGAACAUUGAUGGGUUGCAAGCAUUCCCAAGAGAGCCAAAAGACAAAAACAUGGCGACCAUUGUGGUGACCGUUAACAAUGGAUGCUAAUGAGAAAUAUUUUGUCAAAUGGCACCAACAUGGUCGCGAUGACGUAACGUGCAAUCGAAGAAUUUUGUCUCGUCCCGAGCAGAGUGGUAUAAAACACCCAAAAUUCGUUUUUCARUUUGCUAAACUCAAUCAAGUUUUGCGUUACAAGUUGAGCGACUUUUAAGCCCGUCCUACCAUGCAAUCAGAUAUUAAAUGAAGCAACAGAGAUGUAUGUAAGUUUGACAUUCAAAAUCAAGUGCCACGACAUUUCUUAACCUCUAUAAUCCUUUAGUUAUUAUUAUGAACUCGAACUGUAACUCGACCUGGGAUGCCAAAAUGGUUUCCAGAUAUCUGUAAUACAAAGCAUCGUAAAUCAGGCAUCCUUUGAUCCGGUGUACACAUGUACAUAGCUUUCCAACUAUAAACGCUCGCAUAAUGUCAGUAAAAUAUUUAGCUAAAGCUACGGACACACGGUGUAGCAUUGCGCGCAAUGUUGCAUGUAAUUGAUGUUGCGAGCCAUGACACACGACGCAAUUUGUUGCACGCAACGUUGCUGAAGUAGAAGACCAUCCUACUUCAGCAACAUUAUUGCCUGCAAUGUUACGCGCAAUGUUGCAUCGCGUGUCCACGCCUUAAGUGUAUACUCAACGCUGCAAUUUUAGAACAAGAUUGCAUGUACAAACGUGUAUCCUUUUAAGAAACCGAUUUUUGCGUUAUGUACUUUGGUCAAUCAUAGUGAGGACACUUGAACCAUGAACACGUUAUUUUUUCCAGGUUAUUAUUUCCUAAACUUUCUAUUGUUUCAAACCCUUUAAACUAUGAAUCAUUGGGUUCAAAUACACGAAGUCAUGAAAAUAAAUCUUAUUCUCAAUCGAUUGGCUCAAGGGACAACUUACGGUAUGCAUUCAAAAAAGUAUGAAAAAUUUCUCCAUGUCUCAAAUUUCCUCACUGUAGUUCAAAGGUGAGGUAAUAUGGGUACUGUGCGCGCGCCCGGCAAGCCUUCAAGCCUGGGCACUGAGUAUUGACGUGCGACUAUCGGAGACCGAGCAAAAAAUACUACCGUUCACGUAUAGCAAAUUUUCGCCGUUGCACAAAGUAGCCAAGUAUACUACUUUUUUUUUUUGCUCUUGCGUUGCAUGUGGUAUUACGUGCGAGAGCAUUAGCUCUGUUUUCCAACGCAGCAAUUUUGCGCAACAAAUUCAGCACCGGUAGCAUACGCUUAACAUAUAAAUUCAGCACCGUAUUCAUUGUUACUCGUGUUACUGCAUCUUAAGGAGUAGAUUUUUAAAAAGAAUAUAGGCAUAUUUUGUCGGCGUUCAGUUUUAAACGAAGACUUUGCUCUUUUGCAGACGCACGCAGUCGUACUUUCGUUGCUAAGGAAAUAUUGAUCAAUAUAGGCCUCAGCCAGCUUCUAGAAAAGAUAAUAUUGUUUGUACUCUUUAUUAUUACCACCACAAAUAUUAUAAUCCUGUUCAGACUUA
Messenger RNA from Actinia tenebrosa (Australian red waratah sea anemone), 4327 nucleotides. RefSeq names its product N-acetylated-alpha-linked acidic dipeptidase 2. Lineage: Eukaryota; Metazoa; Cnidaria; Anthozoa; Actiniaria; Actiniidae. The record is from RefSeq and is a predicted model, not a curated record. Gene Ontology annotation, molecular function: carboxypeptidase activity.